This is a messenger RNA of Polistes dominula (European paper wasp), 9088 nucleotides long. Its product is annotated as ATP-binding cassette sub-family C member 4. The record is from RefSeq and is a predicted model, not a curated record. Gene Ontology annotation, molecular function: ATP hydrolysis activity; ABC-type transporter activity; ATP binding. Gene Ontology annotation, biological process: transmembrane transport. Gene Ontology annotation, cellular component: membrane. NCBI's taxonomy places the organism in Eukaryota, Metazoa, Arthropoda, Insecta, Hymenoptera, Vespidae.
CAGUAAGGAUUAGGUUAGUCUCGAGAACGUGUUCUACGGUGCUAAAUGUAUGAUGUAGCUUGAUGGAGCAAAAUAGAGGCGGCAAAGGAUAGAAAUUUUUGUAGCAUUCUACGACGAAUGCCUCCUCUCAAGAUAAAAGAAAUUAGUUCGAACUAUUUGACACAGCAAGAGGAUGAUAAUUAUUAAAACAUGUCGAGGAUUUUAUAACUAUCACGACCACUACUACUACAUAACAGAUCAUUAAUAUCUUCUUGAAACUUUGUGUAAAAGCUGAAGAUUUCAUUUUGGAUUAAGUCAUAAUCGGAAGAUUAAAAAAGAAGAUUUUGUGUGCUGUGAUGUAUAACGAAUCGUAUUAUUUAAAUUCGCAUUCAGUGAUAAUUUUGUUCUCAAUCGUUAAGUACUCGAUUAUUAAAGAGAUAUUUAAGUGGAUUUCGAGAUAAGUGUCACUUUAAGUUAACGUGAUUAAGAAGAUUACUGUGCUUGAUUUAUUAGUUAUAUAUUUUAAUACGAUUGCUUUUUAACAAUUACAAUAUAUUAUCGUAUAUCUUUUAUAUAAGAAGCAAACAUUUGAUUAAUCUAUUUAAAACAAAAGGAAAAUCAUGGAUUCAAGUAAAUCAAAGAUUAGGCCUAAUCCAAGAGAAAAGGCAAAUAUACUUUCUGUACUAUUUUGGUGGUGGUCGUUGAAUUUAUUUAAAAUUGGCUACAAAAAAGUAUUAGAAACAGAUGAUUUAUAUGAUCCCUUGAAAGAAGAUCAUUCUACAAUUCUUGGAGAUAGAUUAGAAAAACGAUGGAAGAUCGAAUUGGAAAAUUCGAAGAAACGAAAACGAAGUCCGAAUUUUUUGAGAGCGAUAUUUCGUACUUUUUUAAUGGAAUAUUUACUUUUAGGAUUACUACAGAUACUUAAUGAAUUUGUAAUAAGAUUAGGAACACCAUUACUAUUGGGUGGUCUUUUAAGAUAUUUUAGAAAGGGUAGCGGAGAAACAUACCAAACUGCACUUUUAUAUGCAUCCGGUAUUUGCAUAGCAACAGCAAUUAGCGUCAUUACAAUUAAUCAAACAAUAUUUAAAGCAUUUCACAUUGGUGCUAAAGUAAGAGUUGCUGCUUGUUCCCUAGUCUACAGAAAAGCAUUACGAUUGAGUCAAACGGCAUUGAGGGAUACUGCUCCAGGAAAAGUAGUCAAUUUAGUGGCUAAUGAUGUUAAUAGAUUCGAUCUUGUUUCCAUUUUUGUACAUCAUAUGUGGUCCGCACCACUUUCUGCUUUAAUCAUUGCUUAUUUUCUUUAUACUGAAGCUGGAUAUUCUGGUCUCUUUGGCAUCGCUGCAGUUUUUGUGGUCGUACCAAUUCAGUCUUAUACCGGCAAAUUGUCUUCCAAGUUCAGAUUACAGACAGCUAUAAAAACCGAUGAACGUGUACGUCUGAUGGACGAGAUUAUUUCUGGCGUGCAAGUAAUAAAAAUGUAUGCUUGGGAAAAACCCUUCUGUGCGUUGGUUGAAUUGGCUAGGAAAUUGGAAUUGCAAAUAGUCAGUAAGAGCUCUUCUAUUCGUGGUAUUUAUAUGACUUUUAAUUUAUUUACCACGAGAAUGGCACUUUACUGUACACUCGUAUCAAUGAUUUUGCUUCACAAUGAAUUGACUGCCGAAAAAGUAUUCGUAUUUUCAUCGUACUUCAAUAUUCUUGCUCAAUCAAUGUCGGGAAUGUUUGUACGUGGUUUUGCCGAAAUUGCGGAAUGUCUUGUGGUAGUAAAAAGACUUCAAAACUUCUUGAUGUACGACGAAUUUCGUAGUAAUAAUAUUACUAUUAGUAAUAAAUUAUCGAGAAGUCCUAACGGUAGUAUUACCUCUAUAUCGAGACAAACUUCGAUCAGAGCAUCUAGACAAGAUUUGCCUUACAUGGAUGAUGAUGAUGUCAAUGAUGAAAAUUAUAUUGAUGAUAACGGAACAAAUUUACAAAAUGGAUUGGUCAUCGUUGCCACCGAUUUGUUGAAAAACACCGCUCAUCUUGUUAGUGAUAAACGUGCUUCCACAGCCGAUGAUUUAUAUGCAAUUACGAUGACUAAUGUAGUUGCAAAUUGGGAUUCUAAUCAUACAGAUACAAUAUUAGAAGGUAUACAAUUAUCAUUAGAGAAAGGAAAAUUAUAUGCAGUUAUUGGGAUGGUAGGAUCAGGUAAAAGUUCACUACUUUCGACGAUACUCGGUGAGAUGAAUAUCAUAAGUGGCGUUGUGAAAUGUUACGGUAAUGUGAGUUAUGCUUGUCAAGAGGCAUGGGUAUUUGGUUCUACCGUUAGACAAAAUAUUCUAUUUGGACAACCGUACGAUCGUCAACGUUAUCAGCGUAUAGUCAAAGCUUGUGCCCUUCUUAGAGAUUUCAAACAAUUUCCACAGGGUGAUUUAACGAUCGUUGGUGAUAGAGGAAGUUCUUUAUCUGGUGGUCAAAAAGCUAGAAUCAACUUGGCAAGAGCAAUGUACAAGCAAGCGGAUAUUUAUCUUUUAGAUGAUCCUUUGAGCGCGGUUGACGCCCAUAUAAGUAAACAUCUUUUUGAAGAAUGUCUUCAACGAUAUUUGGCAAAUAAAACUCGAAUAUUGGCAACACAUCAAUUGCAAUACAUAAAAGAAGUCGAUGCUAUAAUACUUAUGGAACGUGGAAAAUUCAAAAUGUAUCAAAACUAUCACGAUCUUCUGAUCGAUUAUCCCGAAUAUAGUAGUUUAUUGGCAACAGAUAACGAGAUGGGCGAAGAUACUUCCUUGGAUAAGAUUUCGAUACGAAGACAAUUUUCCUCAUUGAGUAAUAGAAGCCAUACGCCAGAAGCUAGUAGCGCUUGUACGGAUGACGAAGAAGAAAACGAAGAUAUUGAAACACUUGAUAACGGUUUGGAAGGAACAUCACGGGGCGUAAUUAAAGGGUCCAUUUUUAUUCGAUAUUUUCAAGAUGGUGCCAAUCUCUUUCUUGCCUUCAUAAUCUUGCUUUUAAUUAUUGUCACUCAAUGCGUCGCAAGUCUUAAUGAUUAUUUUAUUCCAAUCUUGGUUACUGAAGAAGAGACAAUACAUUAUCAAAAUGCUCAACUUAAUGCCACUGAGGAAAAUGCAGUACUAGGACGAAUAAGUGAUACUUAUAUUUAUAUUUAUACUGGAAUUGUUCUUGGAUUAUUCAUUAUUGGGAUAACGAGAUCUUUAAUUUUUUAUAAAAUGUGUAUGCUAUGCAGUCAACGUUUAUACGACAUGACUUUUAGCGCAUUGAUUAGAACUAGCAUGAGAUUUUUUGAUACCAAUCCUAGCGGAAGAAUACUUAAUAGAUUUUCCAAAGAUAUUGGAGCUAUUGAUGAAUUAUUGCCUAAGGCUUUAUUAGAUGCUGGUCAAAUAUGUAUGCUAAUGUUUGGAUCAUUGGCAGUAUCAUGUAUAGUGAAUCCAAUGUUUUUAAUACCUGUAAUAUUUUUGGGAACGCUAUUUUAUUGGAUUCGUAAAGUUUAUCUUAAAACUAGUAAGAAUAUUAAACGUCUAGAGGGCAUGACACGAUCACCAGUGUUCACACAUUUAAAUGCCACGUUAAAUGGUCUUUCAACAAUAAGAGCAUACGGCGCACAAGAAAUAUUAAAAAAGGAGUUCGAUAAAUUUCAAGAUACGCACACGUCUACAGUGUACAUGUAUAUUGUAACUAGUACAGCAUUUGGAUUUUCUUUGGAUAUAUUUUGUUUCAUAUUUACAUCACUUGUCACUUUCAGCUUUCUUUUACUGAAUACAAGUUUUUCUGGCGGAGAAGUAGGCUUGGCAAUUACGCAAGUUAUGGCUAUGACUGGUAUGAUACAAUGGGGUAUGCGACAAAGUGCCGAAAUAGCUAAUCUAAUGAUGUCCGUUGAACGUAUCCUUGAAUACUCGCAACUUCCACCAGAAGCUAAUUUACGUAAUAAAGGAAAAUUCUAUAAGAAAAUUGACAAACAAAUUACCAACGAAUUACCUCAAAGUGCACCUAAGAAUUGGCCUAGCCAAGGUUGUAUUAGAUUUACAAAUGUAUAUAUGAAAUAUACAGAUGAGGAUCCACCGAUUUUGAAAAAUUUAAAUUUUUUGGUCCUUCCACGUGAGAAGGUUGGUAUCGUGGGAAGAACAGGUGCAGGAAAAUCGUCAUUAAUAUCAGCAUUAUUCAGAUUAGCAAAGGUUGAAGGAGUUAUUGAAAUUGAUAAUAUUGAUACAGGAUCUAUAUUUUUAGAAGAUUUACGAAGUAAUAUAUCAAUCAUUCCUCAAGAUCCAGUUUUAUUCUCAGGAACAUUAAGACGUAAUCUCGAUCCAUUUGAUGAAUUCACGGAUAAUGUUGUUUGGGAAGCUUUGGAAGAAGUCGAAUUAAAAGAAGCAAUAAUAGGAAAUGGAAAUGGUUUAGAAUUACGAGUACUUGAUAGAGGUAGUAAUUUCAGUGUUGGUCAAAGACAACUGAUAUGUUUGUCAAGAGCAAUUUUACGAAAUAAUCGUAUCUUAAUGCUCGAUGAGGCAACGGCCAAUGUAGAUCCACAAACGGAUGCUUUGAUACAACAUACGAUAAGAAAGAAGUUUGCUUCUUGUACAGUAUUGACUGUUGCACAUCGAUUAAAUACUAUAAUGGAUAGUGAUAAAGUAUUGGUUAUGGACAAGGGUCGUAUGGCGGAAUAUGAUCAUCCACAUAUACUAUUACAAAAUAAAUAUAGUCAAUUUACUUCAUUAGUAAAAGAAACAGGUAGGGCUAUGUCCGAUCAACUUAUUAAAAUGGCCAAACAAUCUUAUAUAAACAAAUAUGGAGAACAAAGAUCGCGUAGAUUAUUCUCAUAUACAGUUGUAAGGUGCUAUAAAGUAUUCCUAGCCAGAAAAAACAUAUUAAGAAAGUGGCUCAAAGAUAUAUUUAAAAAAGGAUCGAAAAGGAUAUUAACGUUAGAAGAUAUUUACGAUCCUUUGAAGUGUAACGAAUCGGAAAGGCUUGGAGAUCUGUUAGAAAAAGAAUGGUGUCGCGAGUUGGAAAAAAUAGAAGAUAACGAAUAUUUAUUUAAAAAAUACGGUAAAAAAAAAUGUAACAAAAGUACAAGGCCGUCCAUACACAGAGCUAUAUUACGUGUAUUUGGAAAAAAAUAUUUAAUAUUAUCAAUAUUCAUAUUUAUACAGUGUAUAAUAUUAAAUCUGUUACAACCAAUUCUUCAAACAUGGAUCAUUAAUUAUUUCAAUGUUUCUUCAAGUUCGAAAACAAUAACGAAGAAACAAGUUAUUGGAUAUACAUUCGGUUUGAUCCUUGAUAUUGUUGCUACUGUUUUUGUUAAUCAUCAUACAUUUUUACGAAGUCGAGAAAUAGGAAUGCAAAUACGUGUUGCAUGCAGUUCUUUGAUAUACAGAAAGAUAUUACGGCUAGAUAAAAUAUCAUUAUUGCAAACAACUAGUGGUGGACAAAUAAUUAAUAUUCUAAGCAAUGAUAUGAGUCGUUUUGAUGUAGUAAGUCCUUAUCUGCAUUACGUAUAUAUUGCACCAAUUCAGUUCAUAGCAACAACGUUAAUAAUGUGGUCAAUGGUUGGGAAUUCAGUAUUUAUUGCUAUCGGAUGUUUUUUAUUGCUCUCUUUACCAAUUCAAGGAUAUUUCCCAAUACUAAGUAAUCGUGUAAGAGCAAGUAUAGCAGUAUUAACGGAUAAAAGGAUACAACUUAUGAGCGAAUUUAUAAAUGGCAUACAGGUGAUCAAAAUGUAUUGCUGGGAAAAUCUGUUCGGUAAAUUUUUGAUGGAAACACGUAUCGCGGAAAUAAAAAAAAUUCGACUCGCCGCGUUAAUUCGAGCAUUGUCUCUGGCAAUGUUAAUUUAUACUGAAAGAAUCGCACUAUUUGUUUUUAUGGUAACGUACGCUCUUAUAAAUGGGACUUUAAAUCCUGAGUAUACAUAUCUUUUGGCAACAUUCAUCAACAUAAUACAAUUAACAUUAUGCAUGUUUACUCUACAAGGUUUAAUGUUAUGGAACGAGACUAAAAUAAGUAUCGAUAGAAUUCAGGAAUUUUUAAUGUUGGACGAAGUAACAUCAACUACUGAAACAUCAUGGAUGAAAGCGAAAUAUAAAAAACGAAGAUAUAAAAAUGACUUAGAGAGUUGUAGGAUCAUUUUGAAGAAUGAAGAAAUAGGAAUGAACGUCGAACCGAUUAAACCGGCAUCCAUUCAGUUAAUUAGGGUGUCAGCAAACUGGGUGUCUAAUAAAUUACCACCGACUUUGUGUAAUGUUAAUUUGAAAGUGGAUUCAGGCCAACUUUGUAUUUUGUUUGGUCAAGUUGGCGCAGGGAAAACGUCCCUUUUUUACGUACUUUUGAAAGAAUUACCUUUGGGUGCUGGAACUAUAAAUAUUCUUCGAAACACGAAAACAAAAGUGGAAUCACAAAAUGACUUACAAGACUACUUCAUCGAUAAUUCAAAUAUUAACAUUUCUUAUGCCUCGCAAGAACCAUGGCUUUUUGAUGGAACCAUCAAAGAAAAUAUUCUUUUUGGUCAAACAUACGAUGAGAGAAGAUACAUGGAUGUAACACGAGUAUGUGCCUUGAAUAAGGAUUUUCAGCUAUUACCACAAGGGGAUAUGUCUUUCGUUGGAGAAAAAGGAGUCAUGUUAUCCGGUGGACAAAAAGCACGCAUCAAUUUGGCAAGAGCUGUCUAUAAACAAGCAGAUAUUUAUUUACUGGAUGAUCCAUUGAGUGCAGUAGAUGCAAAAGUUGCUCGACAUAUUUUUACAAAAUGCAUCAGCGAAUAUCUUCGUGGUACUACGAGGAUAUUGGCAACCCAUCAAUUACAAUUCCUUAAAUCUUCGGAUAUCAUAGUGGCAUUGGAUCAAGGUUCAGUCAAAAUGAAAGGAAGUUACAACGAAUUAAUUAAAAAUAACGAUGAGUUUGCAAAAAUGAUCAGUCAGAUCAAAAUGAACCAAGAACGAAACAAACUCAAGGAGGAUUCAGGUGAAAAACUUUUCGGUCAUAUCAGAGGUAGCAUUAGAAGAAAGGCCUCUAUUAAAUCAGAAAAUAGUUCAAUCUUGGAAUCGGAAUAUGGUGAUUAUAAAAUUGGAUUUUCGGAUGAACCAGAAGAAUUAGUUCCAAUAAACAAUAUUCCUUGGACAUUACAUAUCCAAUAUUUACGAUAUGGUGCUAAUUGGCUGUUUUUAUCUGCAUUUAUAAUAAUUACAAUUAUAUCACAAAUUGCUACUAGCGGCACUGACUAUUGGGGUUCUUACUGGACGAAUUUAGAAACCUUAAGACAACUUGAAAAUCAAAGUUCAAUCAUGAAUAAAGGAUAUAGAUUUUCAAAUGGAGAAAAUAAUACGAUGUCGAGUUUUCUAUCGAUUGAUAGUGCUGGAUAUUUAACGACUAAAUCUGCUAUAUAUGUUUAUACAAUAAUUAUUAUUAUUUGUACAGUUCUAAUCCUAUUACGCAACAUUUAUUUUAUGGAACUUUGCACGAUCGCUUCUCGUAAAAUUCAUGAUAUAACAUUUAACAAUAUUUUACGAACUAAUAUGCGUUUUUUCCAUAUGAAUCCUUCCGGAAGAAUUCUGAAUAGAUUUUCGAAAGAUGUUGGAGCAUUAGAUGAAUUACUACCAAGGCCAAUGUUAGAAGUAAUACAAGUUGGUGUAAUUAGUUGUGGUAUUAUUGUCAUAGAACUGAUUAUAAAUUAUUGGACAAUUUUACCAUUUAUUAUAUUAGGUGCUGCGGCUUAUUUCGUGAGAUCCUUAUAUACUAAAACCAUACAAGGUAUUAAAUGCUGCGAAGGAUUAAGUAGAAGUCCAAUAUAUUGUCACGUAAAUUCAACUGUAACUGGAUUGUCAACAAUAAGAAGUAGCGGUAAAGAGACACAAGAUUUGUUGAAGAAAAAAUUUGACCAUUUACAAAAUAAACAUACUGGCAGCUGGCAUCUUUUGAUAACAACGUCAACAUUUCUUGGUUUAAUUUUCGACCUAUUGUCAAGCAUUUUUAUAGCUUCUAUUUGUUUUGGUUUUAUACUUAUAAAAAAAGAUAGCAUAUUAGGUGGAGAAGUAGGUUUGGCGAUAUCACAAUCCCUUAUUAUAAUUGGCAUGUUUCAAUAUGGUAUAAAACAAUCUGUCGAAGUAUUCAUUCAAAUGUCAUCUGUAGAAAGAAUUUUCCAAUAUACUGAUCUUCCUAAAGAAGAAUCUUUGAAACCMACGAAUCCUGUACCACCGACAUGGCCAACGCAAGGCCAAAUAAUAUUUAAAAAUGUUUAUAUGAGGUACAAUUCAAAUGAGCCACCUGUUUUAAAGAAUCUAACAGUUACGAUAGAAGCAGGAUGGAAAGUUGGUAUCGUUGGAAGAACAGGUGCUGGAAAAUCUUCAUUAAUAAGUGCACUCUUUCGUCUUUUUUCCGAGGGUCUAGAUGGAGAGAUAAUAAUUGAUGGUAUAGAUACAAGUACAAUAAGUCUACAAGAYUUACGUUCUCGAAUAUCCAUCAUACCACAAGAACCRAUUCUUUUUGCUGCAACCUUGAGAUAUAAUUUGGAUCCAUUUAAUGAAUACGACGAUGCAGCUCUUUGGAAUGUUCUUCGAGAAGUCGAAUUAAAUGAUAUUGGUAUAAAUGAUCAAAUUAUUGCAAACGGUAACAAUUUGAGUGUUGGCCAAAAACAAYUGAUAUGUUUGGCUAGAAGUAUWCURAGAAAAAAUCGAAUUAUAGUCUUGGAUGAGGCAACUGCAAAUAUUGAUUCGCAUACCGAYGAAUUGAUACAACGUACUUUGAGAACUAAAUUUGCGGAUUGUACUGUUCUUACAAUAGCUCAUCGUUUGAAUACUAUUAUUGAUAGUAAUCGUAUUUUAGUAAUGGAUGCUGGARAAAUUGCGGAAUUUGGUAUUCCUUAUGAACUAUUGCAUGAUAAACCUAAUGGUUUGUUUACUCAAAUGGUGAAAAAUACAGGACGUAUAAUGUCUAAAAAUCUUUUACAGCAAGCAGAAAUGGCUUACCGACGGAAUUCUUUACAAAAUAGUCUUAAAUUAUCUACGAGUUCUUUCAAUGUAAAUGACUUAUCAUUUCACGAUAAUGAUGAAUAUAUAUGAACCAAAAGGAAGAUAAAAGUCAUAUUUUUACUUAGUUUUCAUUCAUUUAAAUAAUAUAAGGCUUAUAAAUAUAUUUA